GAGACGCGGAAGCCGAGGGCUGAGGCGGAGAGGCUGCCGCCCGCGUCCCCGUGGCCGUGGCAACGCCGGAGGCGCCGAACGAGGCCUCGGCGGGCCAGGCCCCGCGCCCCGCCCCGCCCCAGCUCCCGCUCGCGGCGGAGAAUGAGUUGGAGCGGGCCGGGCCGGGAGGAUGGGGCUGAGGAUGGAGAGCGGCAGCAGGCGGAGCCAAGCGAGCGAAUACCCAACUGUUGGCAUUCCCAAAUGUGGUCCAGCAAGUCCAUUUAAAGGACACUUGAGUACUAAGAGUAACGCUUUCUGCAUCGACUCCUCUCGAAGUCUAACUAGCCAGUACCUCAUCAGAGAUCACAUGGUGGUUCAUUUUAACAAAAUCCUUUCAGCCAAAGCUGCCGUAGACUGUUCAGUGCCCAAAAGUAGACUGGCCAACAUCAAGCUUGCUGACCAGCAAAGAAGAGAGAAAUUGAAAAAGAAGAUAGCUAGGUGUGAAGAGGAAAGGAGUGUGGGUAAAACUGCCUCCCGAUCCAGCUCAAGAGAGAGUGGACGGCUGCUGCCAUCCUCUUUUGGAAAGAGCUUCUUGGCAGCAGAAGACAAAGAUGUUCCCUUCCCCUGUGCUCGGCAGGCACAGUACCUACCAGGAGCGCUCUCUCCUUACAGCGAGCAUGGCUUGGUUCACUCUGCUCCAGUGCACUACGCCAGAAAAGGUUCUCGGAAUCCAUCUAAUGCCUCAAACUCGACCUCAAGUGUCAGUUCUUCAAGCACACCAAGAAAACGCUCUGGACUUUCAUGCAAUUACUCCACUGACAGUUUUGUCAGCAUUAGUCAUUCCCAGAGGUGUCAAGGAAGCAACCCCAAAGUAUGCAGUGGGGAUCUUCUGGACAGGCAUUCGGAAUUCUUUACUGAUAGCCAAAAACCUUUUACUCCACGUACAUUAAUAUCAGGUGCUAAAUCUUUCCUGUCAGAGUACAGAUAUUACACUCCUGCCCGGAGGAAAAGGACAACUCACUGCAAGCAGCACGUGGAAGCGCAAACACAGACCGAUGUGAUCAGCUUUCCAUCUUCAGACAAAGCAUCUGAGAGCAAAGUUAAGACUGAAGAGCAGAAGAUCACAUUGAAGGCUGAAGAUAGGAGAUACACUGUGAAUGAGCCUGAGAGGGGAACAGCUGCUUUGCCAUACUCCUUCCUAAGAGAGACAUCAUUGUAUUCUCAGCAGUUUUCAGCAAGGAGUAUUGUGGAGGCUGAAGAGGAUGAGCUUUUAUAUUUAGCUUUCAUUGAAGAUGUAACCAAUGAAAUUCUUAACCUUGGGCUCUUUUCUAACAGAGUUCUGGAAGAACUGUUUGAGUGUCACAUACAAGAAAACAAGAACCACUUAAAUGAGAGCAAAAUGCGCCACUUGUUGGAUGUAUUGAAGGCAGACCUUAGCUGCAGCCUAAGCAGCAGCACAGAGCAAAUCCACACAGGCUGGGAAGCCUUUGACUCACUGGAUCUACAAGAGUUUGAUAGGAUGGAAGAGCUCGAGCUUAUCAAUGAAGGAAGUCAGAUGCAAAGAAAAGCUACAGAAGGUGAAGAGUUCUUUGGGACCAUGGAUUCACCACUGAAGGAACCAAACCAGUGUGAAUCAUCAGUAAUCAGGGAAAGUUCAAAGCAGACACAGAGCAAGGAUGACUUUUCACAAGAUGUCACUGAAAUGAUGGAUGCUGUGACAGAAUCUGAUUCUUCUGUGAAAGCUGAGGAGAACCUGGACACUUCACCCUCAUGCGAGGCAGCUUUAAACUUGGUCACUUGUGGCAGUGAUUUGGAAGCCACCAAGGAAAUUGAUGAACUUGAGGAAAGCUUUGCAGAGGCCCUUCAUAUCUCACAUGAUUAUCCAUAAUAGUAGCCAAAACUCAGGUAUUAAAUAAUGACAGAGCUAGUUCUAUGGAGAACUGUUGUUUCUUAAACAGAAGUAAAUUAUCUGAUUCAUUUUCAGUUUACUUCUGUUUAAAUGAUGCCAAAAUCUCUCUAGCAGAGUACUGUCAGUUGGGCAUUAAUCAAUCUCUGUAUUAACAUAAGAGUCCAAAGCAUAUCAUGUCUGUUAUUAAAA
Molecule: messenger RNA, 2077 nt
Organism: Pogoniulus pusillus (Red-fronted tinkerbird)
Lineage: Eukaryota; Metazoa; Chordata; Aves; Piciformes; Lybiidae
Gene: SPATA7
Product: spermatogenesis associated 7
Exons: 12
Coding region: 170-1867 (565 amino acids)
Biological process (GO): photoreceptor cell maintenance; microtubule cytoskeleton organization; protein localization to photoreceptor connecting cilium
Cellular component (GO): rod photoreceptor outer segment; ciliary basal body; photoreceptor distal connecting cilium
Source: RefSeq, a predicted model, not a curated record